This is a messenger RNA of Lachancea fermentati, 639 nucleotides long. Lineage: Eukaryota; Fungi; Ascomycota; Saccharomycetes; Saccharomycetales; Saccharomycetaceae. The record is from the annotation of a GenBank genome assembly.
AUGGCAAUAAGAGGAAUACCAAGUGAAAGAACACCACUAUCCUUAAAGAAUGUCAAUACGAAGAAUAUAGUGAGUAAGAAUCCUUUGAAGACGUCACCCCUCAAAAACCGAAGAAAUUUGGUACGUUCACAAGGAUCCUACUCUGAGAGAACGAAACACAUCAUUCAAAACAGACCAGAACCUUCAUUCCACUUUCAUGAAGAAACUGCAGAAGAACGAGCUCGCAUUUUAAGCAAUCAGACGUCAGUGUACCGAUCUUUGGUUAAAAACGAGAAUGAUUUUAAUGGAAUAAAAGAGAACCUGGAUCCACUAUCUUCAUAUUGUGGGCAGCAAAACAGAAAGGAUGCAAGGUGUUCUAACAGAGACCCACUAACCGACUUAAGCACAGAGGAGUUUGGGGGUUUUAUUCAAUAUACUGAUUCAAUGAAAGAAAUACCUUUAUCAUUACACUGGCAGGACAAAAUCACCCUACCAAGCUAUAUUACUCCUCCUAGGAACCCAUACUUAAGAAAUUUCUUCGAUAGUGCACGUACUGUUAAGGCUGUCAAACUAACAGACUCCAAGACUACAGAUGAUAUCUGUCAAGAUAAAGUUGUGAGGAAACUCUCUUUUCGGAUUUAUGAGAAUUCCCAAGGUUAA